GCUGUACAGGUGUAACUAACUCGUAGGCUUGGCGCAAACCAUUAAUAAUCGCAGCUAAGAACAGCCCCAGAAUCCCGAGACCACCACUCGAGCUCCCCAGCGACAUCUCACACAUCUUCGCCACCACUCUCCUCGACUUGAUCAUGCGAGCGAGACUAGUUUUGGCAAGCGCAAAACGAUAGUCAUCGUGCUCGAGGGUCGCUCCCUUGUCCUCUCUCGCCUUCCACCUCUACUAUGAUUUGAGUUUCCCUCCUGCAUUAUCGCAAUGUCUCCGUACCUUGGGCUCUCCUGGGCCCUCUCGCUCCUUCUCAUCGUUUCCUUUACAGCCCUCGUUUCGUCAGAGCACACAUCCAACUGGGCCGUUCUCGUCGCUACCUCUCGCUUUUGGUUCAACUAUCGCCACCUCGCAAAUGUCCUCUCCUUGUAUCGAACCGUGAAGCGGCUUGGGAUCCCUGAUUCCCAGAUCAUCCUUAUGCUGCCAGAUGACAUGGCAUGCAACCCCCGAAAUGCUUUUCCCGGAACCGUAUACAGUAAUGCGGACCGUGCAGUGGAUCUCUACGGUGAUAACAUCGAGGUGGACUAUCGUGGUUACGAGGUAACAGUGGAGAACUUUAUCCGUCUGCUGACCGAUCGGCUGGAUGAGGACGUCCCGCGCAGCAAGCGUUUGAAUACCGAUGCUGGAAGCAAUGUUCUCGUAUACAUGACCGGACAUGGGGGUGACCAGUUUCUCAAAUUCCAAGACGCCGAGGAGAUCGGGGCGUGGGAUCUGGCGAAUGCGUUUGGCCAAAUGUGGGAGAAGAAGCGAUACCACGAAUUACUCUUUAUGAUCGAUACUUGCCAGGCAAACACCAUGUACACUCAUUUCUACUCCCCAAACAUCGUUGCGACGGGAUCCAGCGAACUCGACCAGUCGUCCUAUUCCCACCAUGCGGAUAAUGAUGUGGGCGUUGCGGUGAUUGAUCGUUGGACAUACUAUGUGCUCGAGUUCCUUGAGAACCGUGUGACGAGCACCAACUCAAAGCAGACACUGGGUGACUUGUUCGACUCGUAUGAUGAGACGAAGAUACACUCGAACCCUGGAGUGCGGUGGGAUCUGUUCCCAGGAGGUGAACAAGAAGGCCGCCUACGCACGCUAGUGGACUUUUUCGGAAACGUCCAGAGCGUUGAAGUGGAGAGGACAGAUGCUGAUGAGCCAGGUUCGCUCAAAGAGGAUCUUGUUGAGCUCGCCCGACUUGUCGAGAAAUGGCGGACAAUCUCUCAAGAAUAUGCCACUGCCAACAAUAACUCGAUCCAACAGGAUGGCGAGAAAGCCUCAAAUGCCUAUGAAGUAAAGAAAAGAAACGUCGGGCCUGUCAAAUUAUCAGAAGAGACUCCUUGGGAGAAGCGGUUGGUUGGGCUGUCAGUCUUGGGUGCGUGUGCUGCCAUCUGGGUCGCCGGAUCAGCCCUGGGUGGCACUGUGUCCUGAUAUUUGCAUGGGUUAUUUGAGCGUUAUUGGCAUUAGAUUCUUGGAUACUAGCUUGAGGACAAUCAUAUUGCAUACUCAGUUAGACUCUGGCAUCUUCGUUGAUUCAAGUAUAGCGCAUUCCGAUCAAAUGCGCCUGUGGUUUCUUUUCCAUAAGCAUAUUAGCCCGCAUUCAAAUGAACAUCUCCAUCGAAAAGGAAUGGAAUUUCGUUGCUGUCAUCAACCUGCUCAAAAACCCUUCAAGGGAGUAGUCGGCUUGGCGCACGUGCCAUGCGCUCU
Molecule: messenger RNA, 1741 nt
Organism: Aspergillus calidoustus
Lineage: Eukaryota; Fungi; Ascomycota; Eurotiomycetes; Eurotiales; Aspergillaceae
Source: the annotation of a GenBank genome assembly